Molecule: messenger RNA, 975 nt
Organism: Melampsora larici-populina 98AG31
Lineage: Eukaryota; Fungi; Basidiomycota; Pucciniomycetes; Pucciniales; Melampsoraceae
Exons: 1
Coding region: 1-975 (324 amino acids)
Source: RefSeq, a predicted model, not a curated record
AUGAAUCAUCGAUAUCAAGAUGCGCACGAUUUCUUGGAACUUUUACAGGCCAUCUUCCCUCUCGAGGGUGAAUUAAUCAUGGACGAACCAACUUCAAAACUCCUUCACAACCCACCAAGUGAAUCAGAACCUUACAAUUGGCAACAAGAUCUUUCUGAAUUAAAUUUCAAACUACGAGUCGAUAUCCCAAAAGAUUCGAUUAAGUUUUUAUCUCAAGUUGAUUCAUUAUAUAUUGGUUGUUCAUUGGAUUUGAAAACCAAUCAUACGAAUCCUAAACUUUGGCUCGAUCGACAUUCUCAUCUAGAUCAUUCAUCAUGGCAACAACUUUCAGGUCGAAUCGAAAAUGAACUUAAAUCAGAAUUAUCUAUAGUCACAAUUGAAAACCUUACGGAUACUCUUACUCAUCUGUCACAAAAAUUACCUGAAUGGGUUCAAGAAAUCAAAAGCUCUGAUCUAUCUAUCUCUACACCUAUUACUAUUGUACAAAAUCCUUCUUCUAUUGGACUUGAAGAUCAUGAUCAUUCAAAUGAACUGAUGUGUACUCGUGCUUGGUUUAAAUUUCCAUCACUUUCAACUAAAUCAAAACGAAAUGAUUUAGUCAAUCUUGCCAUCAAAUAUUCUAUGACAGGAUUUGUGAUGGCAGGAAAACCAGCUUGGUUAGCCAUUGAAAUUGAUUAUCAUCAAGUUUUGGAAAUCGAACGGUAUUGGUCAGAAAUCAAAACGGUUUCAUGGGCUGAUAUUCCAUCAUUUCAAAAAAAAGUUACUGAAGUGAUGAGAGAAGUUAAGGUUAAAAGAUGUUUUGGUCAAAUGAAAGAAGUUACUGAAUUCAUGAUUUCUCAUUCAAGAAAAAAACUUCUUAAUCCUCAUCAUAAUAAAUCGGAUCAUGUUGAAAAAGAAGAAAUCGCUGAUUGGUUAAGGAGAUUGGGUAUACCUGAAGAAACUCUUUUAGUUGUACUUGGCUUUUCUCGUACUUGA